AUGGCUCGAAUGGACAAAUGUUGCGGCUGCAUUCCUAUGAGAGCGGGUGUGAUAACUAUAGCAAUAUUUUGGCUAAUCAUAGGAAUAUAUAACCUUAUUCAAAAUAUUGAGUUUCAACUUAUCGCUGUUAAGGAUUAUUAUUCAAACGUAUAUAAAACUCUUGAAAUAGUAAUUAAAUAUGCUUUAAUUAUAAAUUCUCUGACGAUUUUAGUGACUGUGUUUGGAAUUAUUGUUGUAUGUUCCAUGGGAUCAGCACGACUUUUGAAAAUCUUUCUUGGUCUUUAUAUUCUUAUCAUAGUUCUUCAUUUGAUACAUGCUAUCUAUUUUACCGUUGUUAUUUCUUCGUAUGAAUUCUUUGACUUUUUUAUAGAUAUUACAAUUAAAAACUUCAUUGGACCAUUAAUUGGGAUUUAUUUUGCCAAGGUUAUUGCUGAUUAUAUUGCAAUUGUUGAAUCUGCAACAACGUCUAGAACAAUUGAAGAUUCUGAAGUAGCAAAUAAUCAAGUUGUUACUAAUGUACAAGGAUAA
Messenger RNA from Cetraspora pellucida, 528 nucleotides. Lineage: Eukaryota; Fungi; Glomeromycota; Glomeromycetes; Diversisporales; Gigasporaceae. The record is from the annotation of a GenBank genome assembly.